Messenger RNA from Mustela erminea (ermine), 710 nucleotides. Its product is annotated as keratin-associated protein 12-1-like. The record is from RefSeq and is a predicted model, not a curated record. The transcript has a single exon. NCBI's taxonomy places the organism in Eukaryota, Metazoa, Chordata, Mammalia, Carnivora, Mustelidae. Bases 162 to 446 code for a protein of 94 amino acids.
GGGAGCGCAUCCCACGACAAGAUGUUGGGGAACAACUAUGAGGAAGUCAACAGCUGUGCUUCUGUGUUGCCGGGACGCCUACUGCCCGGGUAUAAAGGCCGCCCCGGGCAGGAGCCUCCAGAACUCACCGCCCUCCUCCCUGACUCCACUCCAGCCCCACCAUGUGCCACACCAGCUGCUCCACGGGCUGCCAGCCGGCCUCCUGCUCCCCCAGCUCCUGCCAGACGUCCUGCUACGUGCCCGUGAGCUGCAGGCCCGCCCUGUCCGUGAGCUGCAAGCCCGCCGUGUACGUCGUCCCCUCCUGCCAGUCCUCUGUGUGUGUGCCCGUGAGCUGCAAGCCCCUCGUGCUCAUGGCCUCCUCCUGCCAGUCCUCCGGGGGCUGCCAGCCCUCCCGCCCCACCCUGCUCUACAGACCCGUCUCCUGUAGCACCCCGUCCUGCUUCUGACCGGGAUCGCCCCCCACCCCCAGCUGCUCCCAGGGCACAGGGAGCCACAUCUGCGACCCUCCUGGGGCAAGUCUUCAGUGGCCUCUGGGUUCUGCACAGGCAGAUGAAGAACGUGCCCAGCGGACCCUCAGAAGCCCAUGGCGAGGAUGUGGCGGAAUGACCCGGGCCCCUCUGUGACCCAGCGUAGGCCCUUGGGAGGCCUAGUUUCCGGGGUUCUCUGCCUCCAGCGGGAACCAGCCCUGUGUGAUCCAAAUAAAUCAUGCU